This is a messenger RNA of Calypte anna (Anna's hummingbird), 2084 nucleotides long. RefSeq names its product flavin adenine dinucleotide synthetase 1 (gene FLAD1). Bases 28 to 1578 code for a protein of 516 amino acids. Gene Ontology annotation, molecular function: FMN adenylyltransferase activity. Gene Ontology annotation, biological process: FAD biosynthetic process. The record is from RefSeq and is a predicted model, not a curated record. The transcript has 7 exons. Lineage: Eukaryota; Metazoa; Chordata; Aves; Apodiformes; Trochilidae.
CCCUGGCAGUGCGGGCCGGUCGGGUCCAUGCGGGUCGCGCUGCGGGGGACGCUGCGGGCGGGCGGGGCCCUGCGCUCCGCCGCCCGCACCAUGGCGGCCUCCAGCACCACCGACGGCCGGGGCUCCCCGGCCACCGCCGGGAUCAUCAUCAUCGGUGACGAGAUCCUUAAGGGCCACACGCAGGACACCAACUCCUACUUCAUGUGCCGGCGGCUGCGUGACCUGGGCGUGCGGGUGGCGCGGGUGUCGGUGGUGCCCGACGAGGUGGAAGCCAUCGCCAGCGAGGUGGCCGCCUUCUCCUCCCGCUUCACCUACGUCCUGACCUCGGGGGGCAUCGGCCCCACGCACGACGACGUGACUUUUGAGGCUGUGGCUAAAGCUUUCGGGGAGAAGGUGACCCCCCACCCCGAGCUGGUGAGCCUGGUGCACAAGUUCUUCGGCAAGACAGAGGCGCAGUGCCCCGAGAUGAAGCUGGCUCGUGUCCCCGAGUCCUCCCGCCUCAACUACGGCACCGACGGGCGCACGGGUGGCACCUUCAAGUACCCCUUGGUCAGCGUCCGCAACGUCUACAUCUUCCCUGGCAUCCCGGCCCUGAUGGAGCGUGCCCUGGACGGCCUCACACACCUCUUCCGCAGCCAGCGGACCCGCUUCCAUUCCCGCACCAUCUACGUGGCUGCCGACGAGAUCCUCAUCGCUCCCGCCUUGGACCAGGCCAACGCCGCCUUCCAGGGCCGGGUCAGCUUGGGUUCCUACCCGGACUGGGUCAACAACUACUACCGUGUGAAGCUGACGUUGGACUCGGAGUCGGAGCAGGAGCUGGAGGAUGCCUAUGGCUUCCUGAUGGAGAAGCUGCCUCCAGGAGUUGUUGUACCCUUGGUGACCGACUGUGUCUCGCCAGCAGCUGCCCAGGUUUAUGGCCUGGCUGAGUCAGGCUCAGCCCUGGGGCAGAAGGUGGCAGCAGCUCUGCAGACCAUCGAGGCAGCUCUGGACAGAUACAGCCUGGCCCAGCUCUGCGUGGGCUUCAACGGGGGCAAGGACUGCACAGCUCUGUUGCACCUCGUCCACGCUGCUGUGGAGAGGCGGUACCCGGCCGGGAGGGAGAAGCUGCAGGUGCUCUACAUCCGCCUUGUCUCCCCUUUCCCUGAGAUGGAGCAGUUCAUCCAGACCACAGUCCAGAGGUACCAGGUCCGACUCUGCACGGUGGAAGGUUCCAUGCGGGAGGCCCUGGGUCGCCUGAAGGAGCAGGAGCCACAGCUGGAGGCUGUCCUGAUGGGGACACGGCGCACGGACCCCUACUCACGCACCCUGACCCCCAUGUGCCCCACAGACCCCGACUGGCCCCCCUACAUGCGGGUCAACCCCUUGCUGGACUGGACCUACCGGGACAUCUGGGAGUUUCUGCGCCAGCUCUUUGUCCCUUACUGCAUCCUCUACGACAAGGGCUACACCUCCCUGGGGAGCACGGCCAACACCCUGAAGAACCCAGCCCUGCGUUACACCGACGAGCGGGGCCGGGAGAGCUACCGGCCUGCCUACCAGCUGGAAAACGAGGAAGAGGAGCGCACAUCCCGGCAGUGAAGGCUCGAGGGAGGAGGGGGCUGCUCUCUGGGAAGCUCCACAGCUGCCCCGCAGCACUCGGGGUGACACUGAAUAAAGCUGCUGUGCUCAGCCUGCCUCACGCGUGGCCGGACGCUGCUUUUGGGCCCCGCAGGGCUCUGGGGGUGAGGCCAAACAAAAGGGUUCCCCCCCCCACUCCCCCCACAGGGUUCCCUCCCCCUAUUGUGGUGGCUUUUGAAGCCUGGAGAAUGCAGCAGGUUCCAGCUCUUGCUGGGGAACCAACGCUGUUCCCAGAUCCCACUGCUCCCUCCUCAGCCAUGCGUUCUCUCCGGACCGUGGCUGCGUGUCCCCCUGGUGCUGCUCGGCCCCCCAUGCCCCCCGGGGCUCUGCCUGUGCCCCCCAGCUCCUCGCUGGGGCUCCGCUUGGGUUCCUGGCUGCUGCGGCUGCUGCGGGAAUGCGUUUACCUCCUGCUCUGCAGCUGGUGCAUCCGGGAGCUGCUGGACUAGGGAAGGGCCACCCCAGGGCUG